CCCCAUGCCUGCUGCAUCAUCAUCGUCGUCGUCCUCAUACAUACCUAUGCAUUACAUGUGGAUAGUCUUCCUGUCGUCAUUUACCCACCACCACCACCACCAUCACGACCACCACCAGAUCCAACCCCCAAUGAUGGACCCGUAAUGUCAAUCGAUAUCAACUGGCACACCCUAACAGGCGGCGCGGACGGGUUGGCACGCGCCGAAUCCAUACGCGCCUUCAUCCACGACAAAUUCCAGCAAGUCACGUUGCCCCGUUUCAUCCGCUCGGUCCACGUCCAUUCGUUCGAUUUUGGAAGUGUAUCGCCCGAAAUCGAAAUCAAGGACAUCUGCGAUCCGCUCCCCGAUUUUUACGAGGAUGAUGAGGAUUACCCAGAAGAGCCCGAGGACGGUGUCCGGACGCCCGACGGCCCCAAUCACGAUAAUCCAUCGCGCACGGCAAAAGAGCGCCGCAGAGGGGCGGAAAGAGGCACAGCGCUGAUGGAUGAGACCGAGUCGUCACGUCUAGCACCGCCGUACGUCAGUUCGAGAGCUCCCGGUCUCCGCACUACUCUUACCCCCGCCGAACAGCUGGGGAGCCCGUUUCUUCCCAGAGCCUCGACGCCCGGCAUACCUGGAGGCACGUCCAACAUCAACUACUUCCACCUUCCGCUCGGUGCGGGCCUUUCCGGUACCACUACGCCGCUGGCUGCUGUAGCCGGUGCUCAAAUCCAAGGAUGGCUUGAUCAUAACGGUGGCCGCCCAUCCACUCCUACUGACAUGCGCCUCCGCCAUGCCGCCUCCAUGAACUCCUUGACAUUGACGCCCCAGUCCAAUCCCGACCCCAAUACACGACCACCAUCGCAGCAUCAGCCCGAUGCAGAGAGAAGAGCUUCCCUGGCUGAUUCCCCUGACGGCUCGGCUGACGGUACGCCUUCUGCAUCGCCUCCCCGCAUGCAUGAAAAGAGUCCGGAGGAUCUCCAAGUUGUGACACAUGUCCAAUAUGCUGGCGAUAUCAAGAUGUCGUUGACCGCUGAGAUUCUCCUGGACUACCCUAUGCCCAGUUUCGUGGGUAUCCCAUUGAAGCUCAACAUCACCGGCAUCACCUUCGACGGAGUCGCCAUCCUGGCCCACAUCAAACGACGAGCUCACUUCUGCUUUCUCUCUCCCGAUGACGCGGACGCACUAGUUGGCGGCGAGUCCAAUCUUGACCCCAUUCAGACGGACCCGCAAAAGCCAGAGCCACGCAUCAGAAUCGGUGGGCUCCUAGAGCAUAUCAAGGUCGAGAGCGAGAUUGGGGAUCAGGGCAACGGGAAGCAAGUCUUGAAGAAUGUAGGCAAAGUGGAAUCUUUUGUCCUGGAACAAGUUCGGCGCAUCUUUGAAGACGAGUUCGUCUAUCCUAGCUUCUGGACAUUCCUUGUCUAAAUCCGC
This is a messenger RNA of Periconia digitata, 1410 nucleotides long. The record is from the annotation of a GenBank genome assembly. Lineage: Eukaryota; Fungi; Ascomycota; Dothideomycetes; Pleosporales; Periconiaceae.